This is a messenger RNA of Rana temporaria (common frog), 3148 nucleotides long. It is a transcript of the gene ZNF385D, whose product is annotated as zinc finger protein 385D. The record is from RefSeq and is a predicted model, not a curated record. The coding region runs from base 369 to 1553 and encodes 394 amino acids. The transcript is spliced from 8 exons. Gene Ontology annotation, molecular function: zinc ion binding; nucleic acid binding. Lineage: Eukaryota; Metazoa; Chordata; Amphibia; Anura; Ranidae. Gene Ontology annotation, cellular component: nucleus.
AAGAAACGCCUUUAUCGGAACAGGAUAUUAGCACACCUUUUGGAGGAGCAUGUGAAGGCAAAGUGAGGAAAACCCGUUUGUAGUACUCUUAGAACUGAUGUCACAUGCAAGGCAAGGACAUCACAAGGAGGAGUCAGAUUACUGUAAGAAUGGGCAGUGCAGCGUGCAGGCAAUGCUAGAUCAGACAGGGGAUUGGAACAGGGAUAAGACUUGCUGCUCAACACUCAUCCUAAACACAAGAAAGCACCGAUCGCUGUGCCACUGCUGGGGACAUUUGCACCUCCUGAAGAAUGAGAGAUCCUUGCUGCACAUGAAAAGCUUGUGUUGGAGUUAAAGCACAAUAGAGAGCAGACAGCCUUGUGAUUGGAAUGAGAAACAUAAUGUAUUUUGGUGGUACGUGCCAGAGCCCAGCUCUUUCUGCGCUGCUCCGUCCUCCACUCCCAACCUUACAACCUCCACUGGACCUAAAACAACUCCUUCCAUUUUCUUUGGACAGUACAGCAGCAAUUAAUCUCUUUUCAAACCUGACUGCAAUGGACCCAGUUCAAAAAGCAGUCAUAAAUCACACAUUUGGGGUUCCCUUACCGCAACGAAGAAAGCCACUUCCCCCCUGCAAUAUUUGUCAGCUGAAAUUUAAUUCUGAAGGCCAGGCUUCAGCCCACUACAAAGGCACUAAACAUGCCAAGAAGCUUAAAGCACUGGAAGCCAUGAGAAUUAAGCAGAAAAUGGUUACGCUCAAGGACAACGCAAAGACUAUCUUCAAUAUCCCUACAAAUGGCAUCAAUGGCAACUCUGAAAAAACAGAAAUUGCCCCAGGAAUCCCAGCAAUAUCAGCAAGUACAACAUUAGAAAUAAGAAAAAUCAGUGUUAUGACAACGGAGAACACCUCAAAGGUUGACAAUAAAAUCACUCUGUUAACUAGCAACAGCAUAUGCCCUUCAGGAGAGACUGAGGAGGAAAAAGCUAAACGACUUCUUUACUGUUCACUAUGCAAAGUCGCUGUCAACUCUGCCUCACAGCUGGAGGCUCACAACACUGGUACAAAGCACAAAACCAUGGUAGAAGCUCGAAACGGAAGUGGCACUAUUAAAGCAUUUCCACGAGCUGGUGUAAAAGGAAGUUUGGUUAUCAGCAAAGGGAACACAGGCCUCCAAAACAAAACAUUUCACUGUGAAAUAUGUGAUGUCCAUGUCAAUUCUGAGACCCAGCUUAAACAGCACAUAAGCAGUCGAAGGCACAAAGACAGAGCAGCUGGGAAGCCACCAAAACCUAAAUAUAGUCCUUACACUAAAGUACAGAAGACUCCCACUCCAGAUGUGAUAAAAUUAGCUUUUUCCAAGCAGCGUCUAAAGCCAUUAACAGCACGGAUCCUAUCAAAUCCACUUGCAGCAGCUGCCGCUGUUUGUGCCGCCGCUGUGAAUUCAUCUUUCAGCCUCCGAACUGCGCCAGGAGCCACACUAUUCCAAACGUCAGCACUUCCUCCAGCACUUCUGAGGCCAGCUCCUGGGCCAAUACGGACCACCCACGCACCUGUUUUGUUUGCUCCUUAUUGAACUUGAAGCAGGGGUGACUGUACUGCAAUAAUUUUUUUCCAAAACUAAAUAAAAAAAUAUAUAAAAGAACUAUGCAUUGUUAUUUAUAGUUUAAACUCUAAAGUAAGCCAGAACUUUUCAUAGCAGAAAAUGCUGGAGAUGAAGAUCAAAGGUUGUAUUUGCAUUCCCCAAGUUUUCUUCUUAAAUUGCUGUAAUGUGUGGAAACAUUUCCUGACCCAUGUAUUUGCAGCUUUAUUAGCAUUAAAGGUAAAACAAUAUUAAGUUUCAGGUUGUCAAUAUGUCAUUUAAUAGGGAAAUCUCGACUUUUGACCAAGUCCUGGAAACUAAAAAUUAAUAAACUAAAUUCGGGGAACUUCUGAGACUAUCAAGACUAUUGAGGACCUGUUCAGGUGAUAUCACCUUUGUUCCAUUCCUAGAGAAACUCUAGAAUAGCUAAAGAGUGCAGCAAUGGUAUCUUUGGUCUUCUUUCUUCUACUGACCAAGUGCUUUUAGAAACACCCAACUUCUUGUAUCAAGAAUAUAUAAAAGAAAAUGUAUCUGUCUUGUCCAUAGCAACUAAUCAUUUUGGAUUCUAUAAUCUGUCCUGAAAAAAAUAUAUGUGGAACCUAGUUGCUUAGUGCAAGACCAGAAGCUUUCAGACACCUUUAUUCAUUUGACAAAAUACCAACAGCCAUAGCAUGCAGGGGAAGCCAAGUAUCUCCCUGUAGUUUAAGUAGUAUUCUCCUUUAGCUUUGAAACACACAUUUGACCCUUGUACCCUAAAGAAUUUAGAGGUGAGGAGAUAUUUGGUGCCCAAUGUAUAAACACUGUGAAUGGUAUCCAAGUCAUGCUCAAUUCAAGGCUUGCAGGGUACCUCAACUUAUUGGAAGCUAUAGGUAUUUUUUCCCACAGUAGUGUUAUAUGUUGUCCUGUUUAGAGAAAAAAAGCAUUAGCUGAUCUUGGCAUUUCCUAAAUACAUUUUAAAUUCUUCUUGAAAGACAUUUUAGGCUCUAUUCAAGCAAAAUAAAAAUAAAAUGCUAAGGAGAUUAUGUGUAUCUUCAUCUAAAUAUGUUUACUGCUGUAUUAUGGAUUGUUAUUUAGUGGAUGAAAUACAGUAUGUAAUGUAUUAUAUGUGCCAUGUGUGUAUGUGUGGACUAUUGUCCCCAGACUUUCAUGUAUGUGAUACUGUUCUUUGUAAUAAUGCACAGAUUUAUUCUUGCUGCUCAGCCAAUAUGGUAUAGGCUUCUAUUAAGUAUGCUAUGGGAUUUAUAGCUGAACUGUUAAAUUAACUUUCCAUAGUGGGAGUUAAUUUUAAUGUUGUAAGAUUGUUUUUAAUGGGGAAACAGUGCAAUGUAAUUUUCAUUUAGGGAAUAUGUUUAAAUGAAAUACAUUCUGUGUUUUAAACAUAGUUCCUGCUUUUUCACUAUACCUACAGUAUAUACAUUUUAUUUGCCUUUUGGAGCUAUUUUCAUGGAUUUUACCAAAUGUAUUUGUUUUUGAAAGAAAACAACAUAAUUCAAUUCAAAUGAAGAAAAUACAAAUUAAAAAUAAUUUAUUGUGUUUAUGAGAUUAAGGAAGAUACGUGCCAUAAAGUGAAAUAAAUUAUUAAAUGUGUA